AUGGGAAGACGUGACGAUUCUCCACCACAGCGACGUCCUGAGCCCAGCUACCGCUUCGAUAGCUACGAAGACGGCAAGGCGAAAUGGGCGCCGCGAACACCAGCAGAAGAUGCCCAAGAUAACCGCGACUACCACGACAACCGACGAGACUCGCGGCGGCACAAAGAGCACUAUGAUGCCGAUGCGCCGCUCCCACCAAAAGAGAGUCGACCACGCCCGCGCAGAAGAAGAUCAUACUCCUCAUCUGAGUCUGAGUCCGACGUACCACCGGCCAAACCACCGCGACGAAGCAACACACAGCGUGACCACCGCCCUCGUGACCGCGACACGUACAAUUCGUACGAUGAGCAAUCGCGCCGAGACAACCGCCGGCGCGACAAUCGCGGCUAUGUGAGCGACGACAGGCACGACAGACCCCGCAGAGACGAGUAUGACGACCGAGAUCGCAGAAAUCACCGCCGUGGCGACAGGGACAGGAGCAGAGACCGGAGUAGAGAUCGAUAUGACGAUAGGGACCGCGACAGACGUCGGGACGAUCGAGACCGAAGGGACCGCUACCGUGACGACCGUCGAGAUGACCGCUACCGCGGCGACCGCAAAGAAUCUGGAACUCCUUAUGAUGCCCUCUUCAAGAUGUUUGCAGACUCUCGCAGCGGCUCAAAGCGCGACGACAGGGACCGACGAGACCGCUAUGACGACCGCGAUUAUGAUCGCAGAGGGGACAGGGACGCUGGCAGACCCGGUCAGCCCGAGUGGCAGAAGCAGGCUAUGAGCAUGUUCACGGCAUACGCAUUGCCCAUCAUCAAGAAGGAAGGCACGAAGUACUUGCAUAAGCAAGCUGGUAAUCUCAUGGGAGGGAAAAAGCGCUAG
Molecule: messenger RNA, 870 nt
Organism: Macroventuria anomochaeta
Lineage: Eukaryota; Fungi; Ascomycota; Dothideomycetes; Pleosporales; Didymellaceae
Exons: 3
Coding region: 1-870 (289 amino acids)
Source: RefSeq, a predicted model, not a curated record